AGACGAGUGCAGGCCUGCGGCGACGUCACUUUACUGUUGGACGUUAUUAGCCGCUCUUGGCUGUGAUAUAUGCGAGGUUAAAAUCCCGCUGUCGUUUAGGUGCACCACUAAAUCACGCGUGUCUCAAGAUGUUAGUAAAAGUACAACGCGGAGGAAAGAAGAAGUAUGUCAAACCGGAAGAAGCACUUUCUCAGUGCAGGUAAGAACGUGGAGCAAAUCCUCAACUCCAAGCCGGCAGGGAUGACCGUGAUAAAAGAGUGUCUUGAUCCUGUCACCGGCACGCAAGCCACACUCACAUCCACUGGCGCACCGUCACCGUGAGCCAUGACAGCGCUAUUGAAGAUGCGGCCCCUGUCUGUUCUGCAGCUGUCAAUCAUGCUGUUCUGCCUGCUGCCAGGUGAGGUCACCGGGACGAUAUUCAAUGGGCCGUCAGUGCUCAACGUCAGCAGUUGCCCCGUCUCGUUUUAUGGAGAGACAUAUUCUCAAAUCUACGUGAGCUACCCGGGGACCAUUGUGGUGCUUUGCUUUGACGGUUACUACAAUCAAAGCAAUGUAGGCGACUGUGUUCUGGCAACCAUCUAUGAAAAGGAGGUCAUCGAACUGUCGAUAAGCAAUGGAGGACAAAAUGACCCUGAAAUCCGCAGUAAAUUGCCCAUCCUCAACCCAGCCAAGUGUGUGGUCUCCCUCUUUGUAGAUAAUAAGUUCACAUACAGGUUUCACAACUAUGGGACACAGGGAGCCUUCUCCAUUUUUGCAAACAGCAACCAAAUCCCGGGAAGACUUAACCUGCGCACGGUGGCUCUCAUAUACACCCGGAUAUCCACCAGCAUCCCAUAUUCACAGUUGACAACCACUCAUUUUUACGACGUCAGUUCAUGCAGAUACGAAGGUUCAUUUUAUAAAGCCGGAGCGUCACUCAACAACUCGAAUGCAUGCUUCUCCCUGAGCUGCAACUCCACCUCAGGCCUCACUGUGAACAAGUGCGGAUCCUUGGAGAUCUGCAGUAAUCAGAAAUGCGUCCUCCACUUGGAGUGCUCUGUCAUCGGUUCUUCCGUCAUUGACUUUUAUGGCAAUGUCAACUCCAUCCCUGAUCGCUGCGGGUACAAACUACUUAGUCUGGAUGCAACUCCGGGGCAGUCUGUUGUGGCAAAGUUCCAGGAGCAGCGUCGGAAAGAUGUCAGUAUGUUGGACAGCUUGUUGCUGGACUUUGGGGAGGCAAAGAACAACAUCGUCAUCGAGCAAGACGGGAAAAUCAGGGGUGACGCAACGCAGAUCCAAAACAUUUUCUUUGACUCAGACUUGGGAAUCAGUGGCACAUUUUUGUUGUCCGAGUAUGCCAUUUAUUUCCUUUAUGACGGAUACGCCACUUUGAUGAUAAUGUAUGGACCGGCCGGAGACGUCCCUCCUCUGCAGGGUUUGUGUGGCAACAGCAGCGACUUACAGGCUUCCAAGGUCAUUACUUCCAGUCCCAGCGGCUGUGAGAUCCUACACAGCGACACAGAAGACAGCACAAUCGACUGUGACGCUAUGACCCAGCGAUGUAAUCUCAUAAACGGGAGCGACUUCAGUUUCUGUCACAGCGAUAUCAAUCCCGAGCCAUACGUCAAGGCCUGCAUUGACACGAUGUGCCGAUAUCCUGCAUUGGAUGGCUUAGACUGUCAUUUCCUGAAUUCCUACGGCACAUUUUGCGAUACACGUUUAUUUCACGAUGUAGACUGGCAGCCGGCAGUCAAUUGCUCUUACAGAAACACCUUCUGUGAGGGCACAGACUGUAAAGAUCAUGAGUUCUGUGGUUUUGUACAAGGACAGCCCGGCUGCUACUGUCGAGCGCUUUUCGCUGAGCCGUACAGGACGACGCACACGUAUGGCCAGCUGGUAUGCGAUGACAGCAGUGCUUCAUUCGAUCUGGUCGGUUGUCUGCUGGAGGACAUCAGAAUCAACUACACUGACUUGCACCUCAAUGAUGACACAUGCAGAGGUCACCUGGACAGUGAAACCCACAUGGUGCACUUCCUCUUCAAUGGCAGCAACACUUGCGGCACCAACAUCACGGCCGACUACAGCCAAAUCAUCUUCCAGAAUGUAAUCCAGCAUUCCAACGCUUCAAAGGCAGUCCACAUUGACUUCUCUUGCGUCUUCACACAGCCGGCCGAUCAACUGACCUUGUCCUUUGGAAUCCAGGACAAUUCUGUGGGCCGGUCCAUUAAAUCUGGAAAUCUGGAGUACAACUUGACCAUGAGAGCCUACGAGGAUGCCAACCACUGGAAACUUUUGGACUGGAACUCAGAAAUCCAGCUCAACCAGAAGGUUUGGAUCAAGCUGACUGCCGAGAUCCAGAGAGAGAACUCCCUCGCCGUAGUGAUUGACUCCUGCUGGGCCACCAAUGAAGUCACAGGCGACGGGAGUCCGAGAUACAACCUCAUCGAGAGCGGAUGUGCGAUUCGGGAUGACUCAAGAGUCACGCUGACUGCCAAUGGAGUGGGAAUAUCCAGCCACUUCUCUUUCAACAUGUUUCGCUUUUCCCACAAUACCGACCCCAUCCACCUGCACUGCAGAGUUGUGCUGUGUCCCAAACAGACCCGCCAAUGUGUCCCGGUUUGCCUCUACACCGCAACAUGCGCUCUGACGCAUCAUCCGGAAGACCAACCUCAUCUUUCUGCCUCUUUGUUUUCCAGAACUGUGCCAAAGGUUUUGGGAGACGCCGGCGUGCCAGGUCUACGUACGUCGAUAGCGACGUAACACACAUCAGCAUGGUUUGAACCGCCUAGGGAGGAUGUGUACGGGAGCAUGGCGCCAUCGGACGGCCUAAACUAGUUCUGAUCAUCACUUGUUUUCGCCGGUUAUUUCUGUGCCGGUCAUC
Messenger RNA from Doryrhamphus excisus (bluestripe pipefish), 2860 nucleotides. Lineage: Eukaryota; Metazoa; Chordata; Actinopteri; Syngnathiformes; Syngnathidae. The record is from RefSeq and is a predicted model, not a curated record.